AUCUCAUUCGUAAGUUCACUUUCGCCGCAAUCGGUCGGAAGGAAGAGUGUUUGUCGCGUCAUUAGAACUACGUAGAUCGUCGUUGCUUCGUUGUCAAAGGCUUUGUUACAAAAGCAAGUGAUAGAUCCGGAUCUAGGAUGAUACCAACCAGGAAGUUGGGACUCCAGGCAGCUGCCACAUUACUAGGAGUUCUCACCUUAUUCCCCGUAGUCGUUCAAGGAUUUCCGCGUUAUGAAACCAGUGGCUGCAUUCGACACUCCCCUUCGCUCAACAAAUGCAUAGAACGAGCGGUCCAGUACUACAUUUCCUAUCUGGCCAAUGGGAAAGUAUCCGACCGGACGCAUGUCCUCUCACUUGAUCCUCUAACGCUUCCCAACACAACGCUCGUCCGGAACCGGAACACCCACACCUACUUCCUGAAUCGCGAAAUGCGUGGCUUCCGGAACUCCUUUGUCACCGAUGUCAAGUCGGAUUUUAACAAGCUGGAGUUCGUACUGCAGUUUCAUAUGCCUGCAGUUGACGUGUUUGGAACCUACAGGGCAGAGCUUGCCCACGAUAGACAGAUCGCGGAAUGGUCAAAGAUGUUCUCCUCGCUUAGAAAUUCAACUCUCCGGAUGCACAUGAAGGGUCAAACAUACGAGCAUGAGGAUCUCAUCUACGUGCGAGUCAACAUCACGGACUUCGACCUGUCCUUCGGGGAUCACACGGUCGGAUUUGGAUGGUUCACCAUGAGUGGAAACUACUCGGAACACGCAACUCAAUUCGAUCAGGAACGAGGGAGGAGCAUUUUGGCCAUCGUGGAAUCCGAGUUCGGCCAGAGUUUCCGGGAGCGGGUUCAGAAACUGUUGAAUGAAAUCCUGAGGCUAGCGCCAUUCGAACGAUUCUUUCCUAGCCAGUAGUAGCAGAAAUUGAAAUCUGGAUUGGAUCAACUAGCGGCGGCCGCUAGCUGUUUGUUGGGAUCAAGCUAGUCGAAAGGUUAUCUCUCAUCUCAGGCCUGAAUGGAAGAGUGCAAAUCACAACCGAACCGAACGAUGUAAAUAUAGCUUUAUUUAUGAAUUAUGCGUUAACAAUAAACAUAUUUAUUAAGCUUGAA
Molecule: messenger RNA, 1093 nt
Organism: Uranotaenia lowii
Lineage: Eukaryota; Metazoa; Arthropoda; Insecta; Diptera; Culicidae
Exons: 4
Coding region: 138-899 (253 amino acids)
Source: RefSeq, a predicted model, not a curated record